AUUGUUCUUCGCAUGCUGAGUAUCGAGUAUAUUAUUUUGAAGAAUUAGUUUGUAAAUUUUUUUUCAAUGAACAAAGUUCAUAAGCAACAGUAGUUCUUUUUUGAAUGUUCGCCAUACGUGUGUUCCGCACAAUAAAGGUCACAAUGACAUUUUAAUGUUACAUAUGUUCCGUCUUGUAACAUAGGGCAUGUUCCUGUGAUCGGACCAGCCAGAUGUAAGGACCCAAAUGAUUGCGUACUUGAGUGGUCCAAUUAACCAGAAUCGACUAUAUUAGUUAUUUGAAUCAAAUGAACAGACUCAUUAAAACAUUGAAUUAAAAGGCCACAUUUUGUCGAUCUGUAUUUAAAUACAGAAAUAUUAAAGGACAACUCGAUUGCAACAUUUCCUCUUUAUGAUCGGGUCAAGUUCAUUUUAAAAUAAUAAUUACCAUAAUUUGAAACAUAAUUAUUGAUUUCAAAGAGAUAAGCUUUAAAAUAUCGGCAUUCUCACCGGCUGAUAGGAAAGCAGGAGAAAAGUACUUUCCUAAAGAUUUCUUCCCAACGGUACUGAUUCUAAUUUUGCACUACAAAUUUUAGUCAUCAAUCAUUUUUCAACUUUAGUUAAUUCUGAGUGGUUAUUUGUGGUUGGUUUUUAAUUUGGGAGUCAGCGACAUUAACAUUGACAAGAAGCACUUUAGUCAUAACGAGAACACUCAUACUAUAAAUGACUUUUUAUUUUGUGUAGGAUCCACGGAGGAUGGAACACACUACCCACAAUACAAUAAUAUCUACCCUAGGUUUUUGAAAAAUGUUCCACAAUAAAACGAAAACAUUUCUUAUGGAAAUUAUGACACGUAAAAGUGUAAGCAAUACCAAACAGUCAGUUUGGUUCCUAUUCAAUUGUUUCAGUUUAGAAGGGUUACAACGACUCCUAAGAUAUGAAAGAUAACUCAUCCUAUGUAACACUUAAAAUUUAAGUGUAACACUUUCUUUUAAGUUUGCAGAUAUCUAUAUUAACAUUUAUGCAUGCAAUGAGAGCAUAAGUAUGUGUGAAUGUAAAGAAACGACGCUCACCUUGUGGUAUUGGCAGUAAUGGUCACAUAAAGAGUUCAUCUACAUUUGGUCGUUCCACAAGACAGCUAACAGAGCACCAUGACAGCUCUACUGGAAAUGCUCGACAUCAACACAGGCCUUGCUUUAGGCGUUGGCGUGUUGUCGUUGUUGUGGUGGUUUUCCGUCAGACGACCUGCAGGUGCACCUCCAGGACCUUGGCUGGCUGUACCACUGCUGGGUCACCUGCUGCUGCUGAUGAAGAAAGAUACUCUGGAGCAGUUCGCAGUAUGGCGACGACAGUACGGUGACGUGUUCAGUCUGUACCUGGGCAGCCGCCUGGUGGUGGUGCUCAAUGGCUACAAGGUCCUCAAGGAAGCGUUGGUAAACAACGCCGACACCUUCUCCGACAGGCCUCAUUUCCCUUUACUGGAUUUUACAACCAAAAGCAAAGGCAUUGGUGACACCUCUGGUGCGGUGUGGAAAGACCAAAGAAAGGUUUCUCUGGAUAUCCUACGUGAGCUAGGGAUGGGCAAAAACGUCCUGGCGGUAAAGAUCCAAGAAGAGAUCAAAGAGUACAUCAGGGUCAAAUCCGAGAGCAAAGGUCAGCCACUGGAUCUGAGCCACUUGACCCAAGCCAGCGUGUCCAACAACAUCUGCUCCAUUCUCUUUGGCAAACGCUUCGAGUAUGACGACGAUGUCUUUAGAAACAACCUUAGGUUGAUAGAUGCCAUUAUUCACGACGCUGGGGCGGGUAGCGCUGUCGUUUUUCUGCCUUUUCUUCGACACCUGCCAGGAGAUUGCUUUAAGUUGCAACGCUUUGUGGACAACUCGCGGCUUGUGUUGCAGAAGUUUAUUAAACCUUUUGUAGACGAGCACAACUAUAGGUAUGAGGAGGGUUCAGAGGACGACUUCAUUGACGCCUACAUCAGAGAAAUACAUCAUCAUCGCAACAGAAUGUCAGGAUCACCUCACAUCAACAAUGUUAACCUCCUGAAGACAGUCUUCGACAUUUUGGGAGGUGGCACAGACACGACCGCUACAGCUAUCCUGUGGGCUCUGGUUUACUUCCUUCACCACCCCGACGUGCAGGACAAGUGCUACGAGGAGAUCCACAGAGUUGUCGGCACAGAGCGAGCGCCCACCAUACAGGAUAGACCGCAGUUAGUUUACAUGGAGGCUGUCAUCAUGGAGGUUCUUCGUUAUGGCAACGUUGCGCCACUAAGUUUGCCGCAUACUACUCCAUGUGACGUGGAGUUUGGCGGAUACACGAUCCCUAAGGGCACUUUAGUCAUCCCCAACCUGGAUUCUGUAAUGAGAGAUCCGGAGACCUGGGGUGACCCCGAUAGAUUGCGACCUGAACGUUUCAUUGGAGAGGACGGCAAGCUGUGGAGACCUGAAGAGUUCAUUCCCUUCUCUACGGGUCGGCGCAUCUGUUUGGGUGAGACGCUCGCCAGAAUGGAAUUAUUUCUAUACCUGUCAACAAUGGUACAACAAUUCCGAUUCCUGCCUCCGGAAACUGGAGAGCUGCCAUCUUUGCAAGGCCUGAUGGGAAUAAUCCAUUGUCCUGAACAUUUCAAGCUUCGAGCUGUGCCUAGGAUGUGUUCUAAAAUAGAAACAUUUGAAUGAAAACGUCAUAACUGGAGCUGGCGUUAUCGUCUCAGAGGGAACCAACACACAUCUCAGUUUCCUAUUUAUUUAUACUCAAUGCUCUAUACUUGGAUGCAGCACAUCUCAGUCUCAAUUAUUUUUAUAUGUUUUUUUAUGUUACUUGUAGAAAGCACAGACUGUCGACAUAGAAAGGCCGAUCAAAUGUGUUUCGGCGGAAGUGGCAACAUAUUUGGAGUUUCCAAAUCGAUCUUAGAGCACACUAAACGAUAUUUUUAAACAGUUAAUAGGAUCACCUUUCGUUGGAUUUUAUUAUAUUUAAUACUAAUCCGCCAACACUUGAGUGAGUUAAACUUAUUUUGCAUAUGCUGUCAAGCCGGUGCGUUCAUGAAAAUGUAAUUGUACACUCUUAAGACAGAGACAGACCUUCUUACGAAAAAAAAAA
Messenger RNA from Pomacea canaliculata, 3081 nucleotides. RefSeq names its product cytochrome P450 2J2-like. Gene Ontology annotation, cellular component: cytoplasm; intracellular membrane-bounded organelle. NCBI's taxonomy places the organism in Eukaryota, Metazoa, Mollusca, Gastropoda, Architaenioglossa, Ampullariidae. The record is from RefSeq and is a predicted model, not a curated record. The coding region runs from base 1131 to 2657 and encodes 508 amino acids. The transcript has 5 exons. Gene Ontology annotation, molecular function: iron ion binding; heme binding; oxidoreductase activity, acting on paired donors, with incorporation or reduction of molecular oxygen, reduced flavin or flavoprotein as one donor, and incorporation of one atom of oxygen. Gene Ontology annotation, biological process: xenobiotic metabolic process.